Messenger RNA from Marchantia polymorpha subsp. ruderalis, 1098 nucleotides. The record is from the annotation of a GenBank genome assembly. Lineage: Eukaryota; Viridiplantae; Streptophyta; Marchantiopsida; Marchantiales; Marchantiaceae.
ACACGAACCCGUUCGGAGACAAUCCGAAACACCACCGCGCUGCAUCAGCUGCCAGCCUCGGACCUGUACCUCCGGUGAAGUCCGCGGAAUGCUUGUCGCGUAGGACCUAACCCUCACGCGGAGGAAUUGACCGCCGCCGUGGUUACAAUUCUUUGUGGACCGAGAGCUGCCGCAGCACCCAUCCCACACCGACUGUAGAAAAUCCGAGGACGUGUGGUUCCGAGAUUUUUGCUCGUCGAAGCUGAGAGUUGGAGCUGAUUCCAGAUGGCUGGAGGGUACGACAGUAAUCCGUUUGAUGUGCAAGACGACGAAGUGAACCCUCUCUCUGUAAGACUUUUGCAACAAAACAGCGUGCCGCAGGCCAAUUCAAGGGGUCUCUCUCCUCUCCGGCCUGAACCAUUGAAUGCAAGCGAUGCUACAGUGGACAUUCCUGGAGCAAAAGAACUGAAGAUAAAGGAGAGAGAAUUGAAGCAAAGAGAACUGAAGAUAAAGGAGAGAGAAUUGAAGCUAAGAGAAGACGAGCUGAGAAUGAAUGAGCAGGAACUGAAGCGACUGGAAGAAGCUGCAGCCAGAGAUGGUAUCUUGAUCGAGGACAAGAAUUGGCCCCCUUUCUUGCCGAUUCUUCAUCACGAUAUCCCCAGAGAUAUUCCACUUCACUUGCAGCGCAUUCAGUACUUCGCCUAUGCGAGCUGGCUCGCUAUGCUCUUGUGUUUAACUUGGAACUUUAUUGCCGUAACUGUGGCGUGGAUAAAGGGUUCCCUUACUAUAACCGACCCCUAUGAUGAUCUGCAGAUAUGGGUCCGUGCCUUCGGCUACUUUAUAUACGGGGUCUUCGGGUCAUAUUUCUUUUGGUAUCGGCCUGUGUACCGUGCCAUGAGGAAAGAGAGCGCUCAGAAACCCAGGGGGGUCUAUAUUGUUUACGUGAUGGUUGGGAUUUACAUUUUUUAUAUUUUAUUUCAAAUUUCACAUUUUGAAUUAUUUUUUUAAAUUCGAAAUAGUUUUCGCAAAAAACAUCCAUGAUCAUUCAAAAUUUGGUUACACAAUAAUAUAUCAAUAAAAACAAUAUAUAAGCUCAAUGACUUUGGAUAAUUUUCAUAC